Molecule: messenger RNA, 541 nt
Organism: Fukomys damarensis (Damara mole-rat)
Lineage: Eukaryota; Metazoa; Chordata; Mammalia; Rodentia; Bathyergidae
Gene: Ovol2
Product: ovo like zinc finger 2
Exons: 2
Coding region: 30-506 (158 amino acids)
Biological process (GO): regulation of transcription by RNA polymerase II; epidermal cell differentiation
Cellular component (GO): nucleus
Molecular function (GO): RNA polymerase II cis-regulatory region sequence-specific DNA binding; DNA-binding transcription factor activity, RNA polymerase II-specific
Source: RefSeq, a predicted model, not a curated record
UCACUACAGGUACAUGUGGCGAUUCGGCGAUGCAUAGCUGUGAGCUCUGUGGCAAGGGUUUUCGCCUGCAGCGCAUGCUCAACCGCCACCUCAAGUGCCACAGCCAGGUGAAGAGGCACCUGUGCACCUUCUGCGGGAAGGGCUUCAAUGACACCUUUGACCUGAAGCGGCACGUACGCACACACACAGGCAUCCGGCCCUACAAGUGCGAUGUGUGCAACAAGGCCUUCACACAGCGCUGCUCGCUGGAGUCGCACCUGAAGAAGAUCCACGGCGUGCACCAGCAGUAUGCCUACAAGCAGCGGCGGGACAAGCUGUACGUGUGUGAGGACUGCGGCCACACGGGGCCCUCGCAGGAGGACCUGUACCUGCAUGUGCACCACGCACACCCCGGCAGCGCCCUCCUGCAAAAGACUUCCAAGAAGCUGGCGGCGCUGCUGCAGAGCAAGCUGGUGACCACAAGCCCAGGUGAUGCCAGCCUGAGCGAGGAGGAGACCCGGAAGUGAGGGCUCUGCCCGUGGGGGCCUUGUGCCCCCAUCCC